Messenger RNA from Rhodotorula graminis WP1, 830 nucleotides. RefSeq lists its product as uncharacterized. Bases 1 to 813 code for a protein of 270 amino acids. Lineage: Eukaryota; Fungi; Basidiomycota; Microbotryomycetes; Sporidiobolales; Sporidiobolaceae. The record is from RefSeq and is a predicted model, not a curated record. The transcript has 3 exons.
AUGGCCCCUACGCCCACCAUCGACCACGAGCUCGACAGCGCCAACCCCCACCCGAUCCCACCGCUUCACCUGCGUUGCCUCGACCUCGCGCACAAAGGCAGCGGCAUAUUCUUCCAGCACACGUCCUCGCCCCAAGCGGUCCUCUCGCUCGCCGCCUCGAACGUCCUCCGCCUCCUGUACCCGCCCGACUCGCCCUCGCCGCCCCCUCCCGUCCGCUCCAUCACCCUGCACCUGCACGCGUUCGACGGCGUCGCCUACACCUGCGGCUCGGACCUCGACAAUGACCACAAGGAGGUCCACCUCUCGCUGUCGUACCUCGAGGGCGUCGCCGAUCGCGCCCACGGCGACGGCGACGGCGGCGACGACCGCGUGCGGCACGAGAUCGAGGGCGUCCUCACGCACGAGCUCGUGCACGCGUUCCAGUACGACGGGCGAGGGACCGUGCCGGGUGGCGUCAUCGAGGGCGUCGCCGACUGGCUCAGGGGCGAGGCCGGCCUCGCGCCGCCGCAUUGGCGCGACGAGCCGGGCGAGGACGACAAGUGGGACGCCGGCUACGAGCGCACGGGCUUCUUUUUCGCUUUCCUCUCGCGCCACCUGUCGAACCCGCUCCUCGUCCCGCAGCUCAACGCCGCCCUGCGACACUCGACCUGGAACGACGGCGAGCACCUGCGCAAGCUCCUCGGCGGCAAGGACGUCGAAGCGCUGUGGGAGGUGUACAGGAGGACCGUCGGGAGCAAGGGCGAGGAGGAGGGAGAGGCGCCGGCGCCGGUUCCGACUCAUGGCCCUAGAUCUGGUUACGGCGUGCAGUACUAGCUAGAGCUUGAGCUGUC